UUUUGUGUUCUUUGAGGAGCUUAAUUGGUAUAACGGCUGCAUGUCCGCAGUCUGUUGCUCUUCAAAGGCGUAUGCUAAGUAGCAAGGACCCGUGGCAAUAGGCCGGUUAUUGUGAUCAGUAGGAGAGCUUUUACCGUCAUUUAGUUUUCUCGCCAGAGUACAUUUAUAUGCCUCGCGAAAGGAACUAAGUCUGUCACGACAACCUUGCAUCGUGAAGGAUAGGCUUCUUGGUCAACGCAUUCAACGGAUAGCAGAAUGAGCGGCGUCAUAACUUUGUAUGCUGUGGUCUUGUUAGGAUGUCUGGGGGCGCUACCCGGACACAUCGCGGCUGUAAGGACGUUGCAAGAUGGGGCCACAAUGGACUUGCCCAAGCGGGAAAUCUGCACGAACACUUGCAGCAAGGCUAGAAACGGCGUUUGCGAGGAGGGUCGGCCGGGUCGGGCUCAGGUCAAUGCGCCGUACCUCAUGGCCUACUGCGACCUAGGGACGGACUGCGAGGACUGCGGCCCAUGGGUCACUACCGCCACCAAGGUGCCAUGGGAGGAUCCAGCACGUGUGGGCCCUGUGCGGCUGCUGCAGAGCAAGGACGUGCAGGUCCGCGUACGAGCUGCUGCCGUACCGCCCGCCAUUGGCUUCAACUUCGCCUACACGGACCCCAAGGCCGACUACGACGUGUCGUACCACAUGGACACGGCGGGCAUGGUGGAGGCGGGGAUCACAGCGAUCGCCUACAAGCUGCUGGAGGGGCGCUGCAACCGCGCGGACGGGCGCAGGGAGCUGUUCGUGGACGUGGGGGCAAACUUCGGCUGGUUCGCCAUCCUUGCUGCUAAACUGGGGUGCAGGGUGGUGGCCUACGAGCCGGUUCCGCUGUUCCACGCGUUCUUCGAGUACAGCGUGCACCUGAACGACCUGACCAGCCUCAUCGACAUACGGCCCCUGGUGGUGAGCCACGAGUCCGGCAAGACGCUCAAGAUGGUGGUGCCCGCACGCGGCAUCUGGGGCACCGCAGGCAUUGACGGACUCAACAUUGACCCCGCCAUCCAGAGCACCCAAGAGAGCAUCGAGGUGGCCAGUGUGCGGCUGGAGGACGAGGUGAAGGAGGACGUGCUGCUGCUCAAGGUUGACGUGGAGGGCUGGGAGUGGGCUGUCAUGCGGGGUGCAGCGGGGCUGCUCAAGAAGUACCAGGUGGAGAACGUGGUCAUGGAGUACUCGCCAGGUGUCCCCGAGCGUCACUUCAAGUUCGACGACAUGGCAGCCACUCCCACCAUGCUGGCGGACCUCAUCUCGCUGUACGGCUUCCGCAUCGGCCACAUCGGGGACGCGGGCAAGCACAACAACGGCGGCUGGGAGGCGGAUCUGCCGGUGCUGCCGGAGAUAAAGCUGGACAACCUCAAGUACGACAUUGAGGAUGUGAAGCGCUGGAGGGAGGCCACGCUGGCCUGUCCGGUGCCCCAGGAGCUGCAGUCCUACCCCAUGUGGGCGGUGUGCGGCGGGGUGCCCGAGGGACUCAACCCGCGCAGCCUCAGGUCUGAGAUCGGCCACAACACCAACAUCUGGGCCAGCAAGGGCAAGGGCCUGUCGGAGGGAUUCCUCAAGGUGCAGGGCGUGGCGGGCAUCCUGGAGCCCAGCGACCCCGCCACCAAGUACUUCCAGACCAACGCCAACAACUUCGGAAUGGGCAGCCGGCCAUGCAGCUUGCUGGAGCCUUUGGUGCAGGUCAAGCAUCGCUGCAAGUGCACCAACCCGAAAAUUUGCGGGGAGGAGGAGGCUCUCGCGCUCAAGCUCUCCAACGAGGGCAAGCUUCCGCAGAACUACGUGCUGCCCUGAGAGAUGUCUAGGCGUAAGCGCGCGACUGAUAGGAAGUAGUGAUCACCUCAUCGUGGCGCGGCAGCUCGUACCUGUGACACCCACAUCGCUAUGCUUUUGCUUGCAUGCUUAGGCACCUGCUGUCUUGUAGGUCUGUUUAUUGCUAUUGCUGGGUCUUGCCUACGACGGGAACAUCCGACGGUAUGUACGACACAAACCUGUAUAUGGGUACAUGAGGUACUAAAGGCGGCACUUUGGUGAAUUGCCGGGGGGGAACACGGGCUAAUUGGUAUGGUCACAAGAGUUACAUGGUUGCCAUGGCACGGCAUGAUACAAGUAGCAUAAUGCUAGUAAGGACGUAGCAGCAUGGCAACUGGCACACGUACGCGCAGCGGCAAGUUAGGUAGGAUUGCUGUCAGGUGUGGCUGGCUUUAGUGGUAGUGCAGUGGAUGUAGCGCCGGGUUGCUCAUGGUAGUAGCUCAUGUCGCGGGGCUACGUGCAAGGGAGUG
This is a messenger RNA of Astrephomene gubernaculifera, 2315 nucleotides long. The record is from the annotation of a GenBank genome assembly. NCBI's taxonomy places the organism in Eukaryota, Viridiplantae, Chlorophyta, Chlorophyceae, Chlamydomonadales, Astrephomenaceae.